AUUCAGGAUAAACAGGUUUUUGACGUUCCGACCAGCCUACGAAGUAUGGCGUCUCUCCUUCGGCUAUCAGUCGUGUGUUCGUUUUAGUAAACAAAGAAACAUAAUCGUUGGGCUGCCUGUGUUUAAAGUUACAACAAGAAGCCAAAAUGGCUGCGGCUACUGUUUCUAAAACAAAUAUGGCGAUGAAAAAACCGUUUAUCAUCGGUGUAGCUGGAGGUUCAGCAUCAGGAAAGUCAUCAGUUUGUUCUAAGAUAAUGGAACAACUUGGACAAGACGACAUUGACUGUAAAACAAGAGUGGCUAUCAUUGGUCAGGAAAGCUUUUACAGGGAACUGAACGAAGAAGAGCUGAGAGAUGCUGGUAAAGGAGAAUUUAACUUCGAUCAUCCAGAUGCUUUUGACUUUGAAAAAAAUUACGAUGCAAUAAAAAGCAUUGCAUCAGGAAAAACUGUUGAAAUCCCUACAUAUGACUAUGAUAUUGCAUCUACAAAAGAUGCAAAGGUCAACUUGAUUCAUCCAACUACAGACAUUAUCCUAUUUGAAGGAAUAUUGACCCUGUAUUUUAAAGAAAUCCGAGAUCUUUUGGAUAUGAAGUUAUUUGUGGAUACUGAUAGUGACACAAGGCUUUCAAGAAGAGUACUAAGAGACACCCAAGAGAGAGGUAGAGAUUUAGACUGUGUUUUAGCAACUUAUACUAAUUUUGUGAAGCCUGCUUUUGAAGACUUCUGUCUACCAACAAAAAAGUAUGCUGAUGUGAUAAUACCACGAGGAUCUGAUAACACAG
Molecule: messenger RNA, 783 nt
Organism: Actinia tenebrosa (Australian red waratah sea anemone)
Lineage: Eukaryota; Metazoa; Cnidaria; Anthozoa; Actiniaria; Actiniidae
Product: uridine-cytidine kinase 2-B
Molecular function (GO): kinase activity; ATP binding
Source: RefSeq, a predicted model, not a curated record